Messenger RNA from Acanthosepion pharaonis, 1014 nucleotides. NCBI's taxonomy places the organism in Eukaryota, Metazoa, Mollusca, Cephalopoda, Sepiida, Sepiidae. The record is from the annotation of a GenBank genome assembly.
AUGAAUUUGACUUUUGCUUUUCUUUCUUAUUUUGGGCUUUCACUUUUUUCUUUCUUUCUUCGUUAUUUACUGGAUUAUUUCUAUUCUUAUUUAUUUUUACCUUUUUCUUUCUUUCUAUCUUUCAUUCUUUCUUUCUUUCUAUCUUUCAUUCUUUCUUUCUUUCUAUCUUUCAUUCUUUCUUUCUUUCAUUCUGUCUUUCUUUCUUUCUUUUUCUUUAUCGUAUUCUUCCUUUUUCUUUCUUUCUUUCUUUCCUUCUUUCUUUCUUUCUUUUUUUCUUUCUUUCUUUCUUUCUUUCUUUCUUUCUCAAAAUUAAGUUUCUUUCUUUCUUUCCGUAAGUUUCUUUAUCGUAUUCUUCCUUUUUCUUUCUUUUUUUCUUUCUUUCUUUCUUUCUUUCUUUCUUUCUCAAAAUUAAGUUUCUUUCUUUCUUUCCGUAAGUUUCUUUAUCGUAUUCUUCCUUUUUCUUUCUUUCUUUCUUUCUUUCUUUCUUUCUUUCUUUCUUUCUUUCUUUCUUUCUUUCUCAAAAUUAAGUUUCUUUCUUUCUUUCCUUUCUUUCUUUCUUUCCGUAAGUUUCUUUAUCGUAUUCUUCCUUUUUCUUUCUUUCUUUCUUUCUUUCUUUCUUUUCUUUCUUUCUUUCUCAAAAUUAAGUUUCUUUCUUUCCGUAAUUUCUUUCUUUCUUUCCGUAAUUUUCUUUCUCGUAUUCUUCCUUUUUCUUUCUUUCUUUCUUUCUUUCUUUUAUUCUUACUUUUUCUUUCUUUCUUUCUUUCUUUCUUACUUUUUCUUUCUUUCUUUCUUUCUUUCUUUCUUUCUGUAACUUUUCAUAUCUAUCUAUCUAUCUAUAUAAAAAUUUCUCUUUUCAUAUCUAUCUACUUUCCAAAUGUUCAUCUAUAUACCAGUUUUAUCUUUUCAUAUCUAUCUACCUACAUAAUUCUCUUUUCACAUCUAUCUAUCUAUCUAUCUAUCUAUCUAUCUAUCUAUCUAUCUAUCUAUCUAUCUACUCAUAUAUAUCGAGAUUAA